AUGUCAAGUGAAGAAAAAUUACCAAGGGUUUAUAAUAAACGAUUAUUAGAUGAUCAGAUCGGUAAUAUACCGAAACGAGUACAUGUUGAUGAUUUUUUAAAUGGAAUUAUCAAGGAAUUAUGUGACCUGUAUAAUGAUGAAGUUAGAAAAGGAAACUCUGCAGUUUCUAUUCUUGACUCGAUAGACCAUUAUAUG
Molecule: messenger RNA, 195 nt
Organism: Cetraspora pellucida
Lineage: Eukaryota; Fungi; Glomeromycota; Glomeromycetes; Diversisporales; Gigasporaceae
Source: the annotation of a GenBank genome assembly